CUGUCUCCAAAGAGAGAUCAGCAGAGAGAGAGAAAAGAGAAAAGAAAAGAAAAAAAUCUGGCAUAAACUCAUAUUCCCCUCCGGGCUUAAUUACUAUACCAUUAUAGCACUAGUGCUUGGCUGUAACCCAGCGCGGAGCACAAGCCCUGGGUCCACCUUCCUGUCCCAUAAGUAAACAAGUAAGUAAAGUCAUAAUGGUGAUCAUUUACAUUUUAUACUAUGUUAUGAUUUGAAACGUUUUGUAUGCUUGCUUUGUUUCAGUUAAAAUAGCGGCAGUAAUAGAACUGGGGAUGAAACUCAGUUGGGAUAGCGCUUGCCUAGCCCACAUGGAGCCCGGGUUCCGUUCCCAAGGCCAGAUUAACUUAGUAUGUGCACCUAUAACUCCAGCACUUGGGACUAGGAGACGGGAGGACAAGAAGUUCAAGGUCAUCUUCAGUUAGGUAGGGAGUUCCAGGUCCGCCUGGAAUGCAUGCAACUUGUCUCAACAAGCAAACCAGAACAAUAAUAGUAACACUCAUAGUGCCUACAUACUGGGCCCUAUUGUUAUGUAAAUAUUACCAAUUUAAAGCUGGACAUAGCAGCACAAGAAUGUAGUGAUCACUUGAUUAGCCUAGCGAUGUAGAAAAACCCUGGCCAAAAAUGUUCCCUUGGGGGCUGGAGAGGUGGCCCACAGUUGAGAGCACUUGCUGCUCUAACAGAGGACCUGUGUUCCAUUCCCAGUGGCCACAUGGCCCCUCCCUACAAAGAAGGAAAAUCUGUAGAGAAAGCCGAUGAGGGGCUCCCAGGGGCUGGGGGAUGCGGUGCCAGUGGAGUUCCCUUGGGUCACUGAAAGUGUUGGUGAACCAGAAGUGUUCCUGGUUGCACAGCAUCGCGAAUGUUCAGAAUCCCACCGAAAGAGAUGCUUUAAAACCCUGAAAGUGCUGGCCCACAGCGCUAAUCCCAGCUCUCCGGAGUCAGAGGCAAGUGGCCCUCGGAAGUUCUAGGCUAGCCUGGUCUACGAUGAGCACUUGCUAGUGCGCACCAAGCCUUGAGUUCAAUCCUUGCAUCACAGAGAUGCUUAAGCUGGUGAGCUCUCUGCCGUGUGGCUUUGUUUUUGUUGGGGCUGCUGUGACAAAGUAUGGUAACUUGUGUAGCUGGUCAACAAUAGAAACUCAUGGCUGCUGACGCUGGAGGCUGGAAGGCGGAGGUCAGGUUAUCUAGUGAACCUGUUUCUUCUGCCUGGGAAGCCUGCCUUCCUGGUCUCACCUCCCAGACACUCGAAUCUCUUCCGUCUGUCACCUCGGGGCUUAUGAUUCCAACAGAUGAACUGAGAGAGAUGCAAGCUUUCAGACCAUAGCAGAAUUUUACCUCAGUUUAUAAAAGGUUUGUGGGACUUUGGAUAUAGUGCAGUGGUAGAACACUUGACUAGUUUGUUUGAGACCCUAGAUUCAAUCCUCAGUAUGCCAAAAAAAAAAAAAAAAAAGGCAGUAGGGGUAAGAACAGUGUUCUGGAUUUCCUCAAGGGUGACAUGGUGACGGUAACAGUCCCCAGAGUAGAGAUGAGUAAUACGUCAGUGUCACAUAAAACACUCGUCCUCUAGCAGGUACUCAAAUUAAAUGACAGUUACCUUUUCUCCUACACAAAUGUCUAACCUGUUUGCCUACUUUUUAAAAGAUGACUCCAGCCAGACAGCCUGUCCUCACGUGGGGUUCACCCACUCUUGCCUCCUGCUCCUGGCCCCCCAUGCCACCACUGGGAAUACAUUGCCUCCUGUGUACAGGACAACAUGGUCCUUGGGCCAUCCCUGCAGAGUCUCUCAAGAAUCCACCUCCGAAUCGGAGGCUCCAAGGGCUGUGGGGAGGGGCCUAGGAAGCGGCAUUUUUUGGUCUAGCUUCAGAGAGUCAGAGAACCAGGUUGAACCCUCUCUACUGUCUCUCUUCAGGAAGCUGCUCAGGGAAGCACUGAUGUUCAGAACCCUCCUCUCGCCUUUGCCCAGGGUUCCAAGUGUCUCUUAGCUCCACCUUGGACUCUUGUGGGUGUGCUGUCACCAGCUGUACUGGGGGACCCCAGGGACAAAUGACCUCCCUCUCUCCUUUGCCUUCCUAAACAGAUCUUCUGGGUUCCCCUGGGUAUGGGCUCUCCUGGGAUGCUAGAGUCUUCAAAAUUUGUAGCGUCUUGCUUUGUUUUCUUCUGUGUUCUUGGGAGAGCCUGGCUUCUCUUCUCCUAUUGUUCUAUUUCUGACUUUUCUAGACAGCCUGGAAACUUCAGCGCAGGCUCACCAGCCUUUGCUUUCCUACCCAGAAUGCACUAGGUGUGGACUGGCACCCACCCCACCCGGCAGUGACCAUGGAUCCUGGAGCUGGCUCUGACUCAUCUCUGACUGUGAAUGAGCAGGUCAUUGUGAUGUCAGGCCAUGAGACCAUCCGAGUACUGGAAGUCGGGGUGGACACUCAGCUCCCGGCUGAGGAGGAGAGCAAAGGACUGGAGAGCGUGGCUGCUGACAGCUCCCAGAGUAGAGGCCCUGCGGAAGCUAGCGAACCUGCUGCUGAAGCCGGGCCUCGUGACCCAGACCACUCUGCAGAGACAACUGUGAAGUCGCUGCCCGGGAUCCCUCCAAGUUCUGCCCCAGCCAUUGCCACCUUCAGCCAAGCCCCAAGCCAGCCUCAGGCAUCACAGACCCUGACGCCACUGACCCUACAAACUGCCCCCCAGGUCUUGACUCAGGAAAACUUAGCCACAGUUCUGACAGGAGUUGUGGUUCCGGCAGGGGCGGUUACUCAACCUCUUCUUAUCCCCAUCAGUAUUGCAGGUCAGGUGUCUGGGCAGCAGGGGCUGGCCGUGUGGACAAUCCCUACAGCAGCCGUGGCUGCCCUCCCUGGACUGGCCGCUGCUUCUCCUACCGCGGCAGUCUUCAAGCCACCGUUAGCUGGGCUCCAAGCAGCUGCCGUGCUGAACACCGCUCUCCCAACACCUGUACAAGCUGCCCCACCAGUCCAGGCCUCCUCGCCCACCCAGCCCCGGCCACCAGCUCAGCCCCAAACGCUGUUCCAGACCCAGCCGCUGCUACAGACCACGCCUGCCAUACUCCCACAGCCCACUGCUGCCGCCGUCGCCGCCCCCACCCCGAAGCCAGUGGACACCACCCCGCAGAUCACCGUCCAGCCUGCGGGCUUCGCGUUUAGCCCAGGGAUCAUCAGUGCUGCCUCCCUCGGGGGACAGACCCAGAUCCUGGGCUCCCUUGCCACGGCUCCAGUCAUUACCAACGCCAUUCCCAGCAUGCCGGGGAUCAGCAGUCAGAUCCUCACCAAUGCUCAGGGACAGGUUAUUGGAGCACUUCCAUGGGUAGUGAACUCGGCUAGUGUGGCCACACCAGCACCAGCACAGAGCCUACAGGUCCAAGCCGUGACUCCCCAACUCUUGCUGAAUGCCCAGGGCCAAGUGAUUGCAACCCUAGCCAGCAGCCCCCUGCCUCAACCUAUGGCUGUCCGGAAGCCAAACACACCGGAGUCCCCUGCUAAGAGUGAGGUGCAGCCUAUCCAGCCGACGCCGGCUGUGCCGCAGCCUGCCGUGGUCAUCACCAGCCCGACCUCAGGAGUCAAGCCCUCUGCUUCAGCUCCCAUUCCAAUCACCUGCUCCGAGACCCCUACCGUCAGCCAGCUGGUCUCGAAGCCACACACCCCGAGCCUAGAUGAGGACGGGAUCAACUUAGAAGAGAUCCGGGAGUUUGCCAAGAAUUUUAAGAUCCGGCGGCUCUCCCUGGGUCUCACACAGACCCAGGUGGGCCAGGCUUUGACUGCAACAGAAGGUCCAGCCUACAGCCAAUCCGCUAUCUGCCGGUUUGAGAAGUUAGACAUCACACCCAAGAGUGCCCAGAAGCUGAAGCCGGUUCUGGAGAAGUGGCUGAAUGAGGCGGAGCUCCGGAACCAGGAAGGCCAGCAGAAUCUGAUGGAGUUCGUGGGUGGUGAGCCCUCAAAGAAACGCAAGCGGCGCACCUCCUUCACGCCGCAGGCCAUAGAGGCUCUCAAUGCCUACUUUGAGAAGAACCCCCUGCCCACUGGCCAGGAGAUCACCGAGAUCGCUAAGGAGCUCAACUAUGACCGUGAGGUGGUACGGGUCUGGUUUUGUAAUCGACGCCAGACGCUCAAAAACACCAGCAAGCUGAACGUCUUUCAGAUCCCUUAGGGCUUCCUCUCAGCCCUUGUUCCAGCACUUUCUACUGUCCCCUCAGCAACUGGCUGUCGUCAUGGCGGCGACAGUACCGUGUGCAGCUGAGCUUGCCCUAGGUCAUGAGACUCCACCUGUGCAUGUGUGUCAAUGCCUGCCUCUUCUGCCCAAUAUGUCACACCCUGGGGAGGCCCAAGGGGCUGCAUGAGAGCCCUAGGCUCUGGGCUGGGCACAUGGAAGGAGGGGAUUUAUGGCGUUCUCUCAAAAAGCACUUUGCCAACAUGGUUUCUGAAGGGUAUAUUUUGGUUGGGAACCAGAAAGGCUCUGUCUUUGGGGCGGGGCUGUAGCAACUCUUGGGGGCCACUGUGCAUUAGCCCUUGUUUUUGGUGGCGCUCUCCACCCCUUGCCCUGAGCUCCUCCGAGGUUGUGCCAGUGUGACAGCUCACCCAGUGGAACCUCAGCCUCACACUGCCCUCUUUUACUUUUUACACGGGCACAUUGACCCCCGUAAAGGACCAAGGAGAUGAAGUUCAGAAGUGUGACUCACUGUUUGCCUUGACCUCCAGCAGAAAGUUCUAGAGCUGUGGGGUCAGAUGCUGGGAGGUUCCUCCUGGGGUCCUGGGGGUGGUGGGAUUGCACUAAUGCAGAACCCUUCCUCUGCAAACCAAGUGGGAAGGGAAGCAACAGCGAACUCUCCCAGCCUGGAGAGUCUUAGGUCUGUUGCAGGUCUGGAAUUUAGUAAAUAAGGCCAUCCGCCCAGAUUUUAAUCUAAUCGUCAUCUGUGACUGUCUCCCAAGAAAAGCUCUCUAGGGAACUGCCAGCUUGGGAACAUUUCCACUGCCCGCUGACGCAGGCAGCUGCAGGUGGCACGGAUACCCUCUCUUAUGCCCAUACCCAUCUCAGUCCAGCACUGAGGUCUCUUUGGAGGAACACAUUGAGUGAGAAGCCAGAAAGCAAGGAGCCGGAGUGAGGAGGAGGGCAAUGUCCAGAAAGAUGAUGGUCCAGGAAGAUGUCUAGUUGAGGCUGGCGUACCUCUCGCUUUCUUUGUAACUUCAAGUCUUCGAUGUUGAAGUUUUCACUUUGUCAGAAUGCAGACCAAGUCUGUGUGUGGCAAGCCCCGUGCCGCUCUGCCAUGCUCCUCUGAGCCAAGAGUGCCCAGGCCGGGAUGGACUUUGCCUCUGUAGGUGAUGGCACGCUGGGGGCUAGCAUCAUAUUCAAGUCACUGGGUGAGCAUCCAGCCACUGGGAAGCUGGCCAGUCCCUUGACUUCAAUGUGUUGGCCGGAGAAUGUAGUUCGGUGGGAGAGAACUUAGCAUGUACAAGACUCCAGAUUCCGUUUCUAGCACUGAGGGGGAAAACAAUUAGUAUUUGGUUUCAGGAAGUUAGGAAAGAGCUAAGAUAAUGGCUUGAAUGACCCCAGAAUUGCCACCAAGACUGUCCUGAUCUACAAGGAUAAGGACAGCCAGACACUACGUUUUGGUUUGGUUUGUUGUUUUGUUUUUUGAGAUAGGAUCUCACUUAGUCCAGAGUGACUUGAAACUUGUGGUUGAAAGUGACCUUGAACUCCUGAUUGACCCUUCUGUGUCCACCUUCCAAGUGCUGGGAUUACUCCGCGCCACGGUGCCACCACUCCUGGCUCUUCUCCACUCUCAGCCUUACAGAGCCUGCUGUCUAGACGGCCACCUUGCACCUCAUGUGAUCUGUCCUGAGGAAAUGACAGUCAAAGACACGUUACCUUCUCUGCUGAUCACAGUACAGGGACACUGAGGCCUAGUUCCCUCUUCUCUCUGUCCCCUUUCCUCGUGAAUACUAGUCCCUCUUGGGUCCUGCAGUGCCAGUGUGGAGAACCAGCUGGUAGCUCUCCAGUGAGUGGAGACAGUAGUAUGCUGAAUUAACACACACACUCCACGGCAUUCAAAUCAACCGAACCUGCUGGGGUCUGCAGGGAAUAAGGAGGCAGGUGCGCAGCUCUCCUGACUCUGCCUCCCAGGACAGAGUGUCCCUGGAGGGGGAAGGCCGUCUCUUCGACGACUGUGAUUGUCAGCCUGCUUCCGUGUGAUGGGAAGUCAGGAGGGUACUGCAUGUGAGUUUUCAGUGUGGAUGCUUACAUCUUGGAGCUUAUCAAAUGACUCACUUGAGAAAUUAUAUGCAGCUUUUCUUGCUCAAAACCUGCACUCAGGAGUGCUGGUCUUUUGUGGAGUGGCAUGUUGUAUGAAGUGGUCAUGACGUGGCCAUGCAGGAGGAUACCAUCUGUUCUGUGGCAUUACAGGGAAAAAUCAUGAGCAACUGAUCUAAAUUAAACCUGGCCAUGCUUUCUCACCCUGCCCUUAGUCUAAACUUGUCUUCCCAAGGCUGGGCCAGAGUAAACCAUUUUCUCCUGUGUAGGAAAGAUGCAUUCGGAACUGUAGGAGAGCCCGGAUGUUUACAGGCUGGACUUCCCAAAUGCGAGGUGCAAGGUAUGCAUAAAGUAUCCCCAAAGUAUAGUUCACUUUGACCUAUGAACUCUGCCUCUGCUCCCCAGUCUGAGCCACUAACCUACAAGGUAAUUUUCGUUGUUCUUUGGGUUUGGGGAGCAUUAGACUCUGAAAACAGAGUUAACAGUUUUAUUUUGAAAGCACCCUCCUGGACUUCAGCCCACGCCCAGUGGCGCUCUUGCUCUGGAUGACAGGAGAAUGGGCAUAAAGCGGUCAGCUCUGGUUGGCCAGUGUGAAGUGGCAGGAAACUAGCAGUGUCCGCGGCCUGCAGUCAGCUGUGCUCUUUGCUCUUGCGCUAACUAUGGCGUUUUUUACCCAAGCAAAGUCCAGAGAAGAAACUGGUCACGUGAACUGUAAAUGCACUUGAGUGUGGAAUGAGAAAGCCUGAUGUGUUUGUGUUCUUGAAAAUCCAGUCACCUGCCUGUGCCCAGGAUCCCUCUCUGCCUGCGAGGCCAGAUUCUGUCACUGAAGUCCUGAUGGUCUCCACUCGUGGGGCACUGCCUCUGGAAGCUGGGGAGAAGAACAGGGGAGAAGCACUUGGUGUAGUUGUGUGAAUAAACACUAUUUUUUCUUUUGUA
Messenger RNA from Myodes glareolus (Bank vole), 7194 nucleotides. The record is from RefSeq and is a predicted model, not a curated record. NCBI's taxonomy places the organism in Eukaryota, Metazoa, Chordata, Mammalia, Rodentia, Cricetidae.